This is a messenger RNA of Clonostachys byssicola, 1554 nucleotides long. The record is from the annotation of a GenBank genome assembly. NCBI's taxonomy places the organism in Eukaryota, Fungi, Ascomycota, Sordariomycetes, Hypocreales, Bionectriaceae.
AUGCUUCAACCACCGCAUCUCUUCCUACUGUUGGCGUUGAGCAUCCUUGGUGCGCAGUAUGCUACAGGGCUAGUCACACCUUCACUUGCUUCCGCCCCCAGGAAUGGCACCACGGUCACCGAUGCUCUGGUGCAGGAGUUUGGGGCCCAUGACGACAGUCUUGUGUUCCAAGGAACCCCCCGGUACAACAAGCUAAACGGCGAUUACCUGUCCACGUUCAACAGUGAACUCGAGCCUGUCCUCAUCUUCCUGCCGAGCACCUCUGCAGAUGUCGCAAAGUUCGUCAAAUGUGUCGAGCCCUUCGUCACACUAGGCCUUGCCUACAUUGCUAUUCGAGGAGGGGGUCAGCAGCCCACUCCAGCCUGCAACAAUGUGGCCCAAGGUGUCACGGUUGAUCUGCGUAACAUGGCGGGCAUCACUGUCGAUGCCACAGCCAAUUCCGUGACCUUGGAGGCUGGUGUCAGAUGGGGCACUGUCUAUCAGACAUUGCAGCCGCUCGGCCUCGGUGUGGCCGGCGGACGCACCAACACGAACGGUGUUGGCGGUCAGGUACUUUCUGGUGGUCUCUCUUUCUUCUCUUCCCGGGAAGGCUUCAUCACAGACAAUGUCAUCAGCUUUGAGGUUGUCUUGGCCUCGGGCCAGGUCGUUACCGCAGACCCCACGACAAACGCCGAUUUAUACAAGGCUAUGCGUGGCGGAGGCAACAACUUCGGCAUUAUGACUAAAAUUACAAUGCGCACAUUCCAACAAGGCUGCUUUUAUGGGGGGACCGUUUUCUAUCCUCCUCAGAGCUUCCCGAGUCAAGUUGAUGCCAUCGUCAACGAGCUUAACUCCCCGACUACCUCCGAGACGAAUCUGGUGAUAAGCGUCGCAUACUCCAAGCGGUUUGAGGCCUUUGGGGGAACCGUAGGCCUUAACCAAGUCUACUAUACCGCGCCAACGGCGGAGCCGCCUCAGGUCCUGAAGCCCUUCACCGAUGUGCAACCACAGUUCGACGUACUGAACUCUAUGCGCAACAUGACACUCGUUGAUGCUGCCAAUGAGCUGACUCCGAACACAAAGCAUCAAAGGGUUGCAUAUAUGAACCUGCACGUCAAGAUGGAUAGUGAUACCUUAAAGUCCGCUUCAGACAUCUACCUUGCAGGUAUUCAGCCUCUCCUUGAUGUCCAAAACAUCACAUCAUCAUUCACUCUCCAGCCGUAUGCCGAAUCCCUCCUCGAGAAGACAUCGAACAACGGUGGGAAUGUGCUUGGACUGGACCCGAACCAUGGUCCCAUCAUGUCUGUACUCCUUUUGACCUGGUGGGAUAACCCUAGUGAUGACCACCUCGUGGUUGGCACAGUCAAGUCAGUCCUUGAGCAAAUCAAGAGUGAUGCAUCAGCACGAGGAACAUUGGUUCCCUUCAUACACAUGAACUCUGCGUUCGAUGACCAAGACGUCAUUGACUCUUAUGGCAGCGACAACAAGAAGUUUCUACAGACCGUAAGUAUGAAGUAUGAUAGCCGUGGCCUUUUCCAAAGGGGUGUGCCGGGAGGAUGGAAGCUGUUUGUUUGA